Durusdinium trenchii is the source of this 2304-nucleotide messenger RNA. The record is from the annotation of a GenBank genome assembly. NCBI's taxonomy places the organism in Eukaryota, Dinophyceae, Suessiales, Symbiodiniaceae.
UGGUGAUCCUGUUUCAAUCGCGGGCCGGACAGUCCAUGCGGUCUCACAUCGCAUGAGGCAAAUUCGUGCACGUUUAGUCCAUUUAGACAGUUCGACUGAGCUGAUCGCCGAUCGCCGUGCGCCGAUCGCCGUAUACCGUGCAUCCUGCAGCACAGAGCUUUCAUAAUUUUCAUAGUUUUUUUUUUCCUCCUUGGGAUUUGGAUGUUGGGAAACAGAACAUCUGAAGCCUCGUUGCUACUGCCUGUUGGACGAUCCUGGAUCAAACGCGCCCCGAACCUUGGGGUGAGUGGUUGGCUUGCAGAGCUCCAGCUUGUGACUCUGCUCAUGAUGGCAAUUCAGUCAUGCACUUGCGCAAGCCUAGGGUGUGGUGCAACUGAGGCCAAGGGCUGAAAGGGAAGGAUGCUAUGCUUGGCGCACGCCGUGAUCGAGAGUGAGCCUCUGCGAUCGAGCCAUGUUCUUUCGGCGCCGAAUUGGUGUCUGAGGAGUUGUGAAAAGAAACGGCAGCGCGCUGCCGUCGCUGCGGGUGCACGCCGCGGAGAGGCAAUUGGUCGAAAUUCCAUUGACACAGAUCUGGACACUGGCAGAAGUGGAUGGUGCACGUGACACAUAGACAUAGGCAUGAAAUUUGGUUCAAAGAGCUAAAUUCAAAGAGGCUUUGCAUGCAAAACACACAUCGCUAUUGGGUUGGAGGCCAUCGCUGAGGCCAUCGCGUUCGUAGGUUUCAGGUGCCAGUCGCCCAGGGCCCCCUUGUCACGGAGCGAACGAUCGAAUGCUUUCUGCAUGGGCGCGGUCUGCGCAACUGAGCCGGUGGCCCUUCCAUUGGCCCUGGCACUGCAGGAAGAUGAUUUGUCUGAGCGUCUCGAAGCUUUGAACUUGGCUGAAUGCCUGGAGCAGGAGGCCGCCCGACGGGCCCGCUUGCAGGCGCAGAGUGGGCGCCAGGUCGAGACAUGGUUCAUGAUGCCCAUGGGUCCGGGCCAUAAAAUGUUUCUUUUAGGGGUCAUCACUUCAAUCAAGACAAGGAGACGAAGAGCUGGGACCCGAAGAUCAGAGCAGGACACGCAUCACCACGGACACGCCCUCUUUUUUGCGACGUCCGAGGCAGCAGCGUUCCACGCGUUGCUCGCGCUGCCGGAGCUCGCGCGCGGUCUCUGUGUGCUCUGGGGCUUAAAGACCUCCCGGCGCUUUGCUGCUGUGGCGAAGAACGGUGGCAAAAGUGUGAGGGGACUGCUUCCCAAUUUGCACGAAGAGGCUGUUCCACAGUUCUAUGUGAUGGGAGGAUGCUUGGCAACAACUGAACUUGCAAGCGCCCAGCAUUACAAUCCGGAGACCAAUUCCUGGAAGUUGCUGCCUCCUAUGCCAACGGAACGUCGAUGGUGCGCUGGUGCUGCAUUAAAGGGGUGGCUGUACGUGAUCGGCGGGCAACAGGAAGGCCAUAUCCUUCCAACCGCUGAGCGCUUUGAUGUUGAGACCGGGCGGUGGGAAGCCUUGCCAGACAUGCCAACAUGUCGAGAGGCCUGUGCCGUUGCAAGUUGCGCAUCCUACCUGUACGUGCUGGGCGGGUGUCAGCAUGACGUUCCUUUGUCUGUGGCAGAGCGCCUCCAUGUUGAGGCCGCGUCUACGUGGCCGGUGGCCGUAGCAGCGGUCACUUCCUGGCCUCGGCCGACGUCCUCGAGGGCGGAGCGACGGCGACGGUCCGUUGGUCGCGGCUGCCUCCCAUGCCCACGGCGCGCUUGGGAUGCUUUGCCGCCGCCGCCCGGUCCUCCGUGUACGUGGCCGGAGGCCAUGCAGGGCGCGGUCGUGCGCUGGCCAUCAUCGAACGCUUUGACGUGGCGGAAUACUUCUGGGAGCUCUUGACGAAUAUGCCGUCUGCACGAUUGGGAGCUGUAAGUCUUUGUUGGCAACCCUCCCAGCUCCGUGGCCGAGACCUGCAUUUAUACAUCUUCGGCGGCCACAACGGGCAAGGAGCUGUUGACUUGGCAGAGCGGCUUGAGCUGGAGAGCGACGGCAUCUCGAACCCCAGGUGGGAAAGAUUGCCUUCCAUGAUUACACCUUGCUAUUCAUCUGCAGGAGCGGUCUUGGCUUGGUAACGCUGCUUCUUCGGGAAUCGACGUGGGUCCGACAGGAGAUGCCUGACGAAUGGUGCGCCACUUCCGGACUGAGAAGGUUGUGAGAUGCGUUCCUGCGGUCGGCUCCUGAUGCGCUGCGAAUAGCUCCUGAUGGCGAUGGGUAGCCGGGUAGCAGCUAAUUGCGGCCGGAUCGUGGCCUCCACCCGUGUGGAGGCCUCACCUUUGCGGAGCUGAGGAG